Protopolystoma xenopodis is the source of this 228-nucleotide messenger RNA. The record is from the annotation of a GenBank genome assembly. NCBI's taxonomy places the organism in Eukaryota, Metazoa, Platyhelminthes, Monogenea, Polystomatidea, Polystomatidae.
UAUUCAUCACACCAUCGCUGUUCAGAGUCUGACGUAUCGACUGGUCCUGGCGAAGCUUCUGGUUCUCUCGGUCAACCAGACUGCUCCGAAGGCCCACUUGAGGACACUCUAGCAAAUAUUGCAGGUCAAACAGCUAUGCGUAAAAGACUAGCCCCUGUGUCCUCGACCUCUCAAGAUGUGCUGGAUGAUACUUAUCCCGGCCAGGACUUGAAGAAGAUUCGGCAUUGA